CUCCCAAGUCCCAACUCCCAACAGGCCUAAAUGGCGGCGGCCGGAACAAUUCCCGGCGCCGCCGCAGCCAUUGGCGCUUCUGUGUCCCAACGCCAACGUCGCGUCGGCGCUCCUUCUUUCGUAGCUGCCUACGUCUCCGAGGGCACCCGCCUCGUCUGCCGGAGGCAGCUCCGUCCGGCUCCGGUCCUCGCUUCUUCCUUCAUCUCCCUUUCUCAUCCAGCGAGGCGGCGGUUCCUCUGCGAUGCUGCGGCCGGAGCCUCCUCAGGUCCCGCUGGAGAAGCCAAGCCCCAGGGAUUUGCAGAGAGAUACCCAGCUCUUGUCACAGGUUUCUUCUUCUUCUUGUGGUAUUUUCUGAAUGUAAUAUUUAACAUCCUCAACAAGAAGAUCUUCGACUACUUCCCCUAUCCAUAUUUUGUGUCAGUGAGCCAUCUUUUUAUUGGAGUACUAUACUGCCUUAUUGGCUGGAGCUUCGGCAUCCCAAAGCGCGCGCCAAUCAACUCAACACUUCUGAAGCAGCUUGUUCCAGUUGCGGUUUGCCAUGCCAUUGGCCAUGUAACAAGCACUGUGUCAUUUGCUGCUGUAGCUGUGUCAUUUGCCCACACUAUUAAAGCUCUCGAGCCAUUCUUCAAUGCGGCUGCUUCCCAGUUUAUCCUUGGACAACCAGUUCCAUUGACACUCUGGCUGUCUCUUGUUCCAGUGGUGAUUGGUGUCUCGGUAGCAUCCCUCACUGAACUCUCAUUUAAUUGGACUGGCUUCAUUAAUGCCAUGAUCUCAAAUAUUUCUUUCACCUACCGAAGCAUCUAUUCUAAGAAGGCUAUGACUGACAUGGAUAGUACCAACUUGUAUGCAUACAUAUCAAUAAUUGCUCUCUUUGUCUGCAUCCCCCCUGCAAUUAUUAUUGAAGGACCUCAAUUAGUGCAGCAUGGUUUUAAAGAUGCAAUUGCCAAAGUUGGAUUAACAAAGUUGAUUUCUAAUUUUUUUGUGGUGGGCUUAUUCUAUCACCUUUAUAACCAGGUUGCUACAAACACAUUGGAGCGGGUAGCCCCUUUAACACAUGCCAUCGGCAAUGUGUUGAAACGUGUUUUCGUCAUUGGCUUUUCCAUCAUCGCAUUCGGCAACAAGAUCACCACACAGACUGGAAUUGGCACUUCCAUUGCUGUUUCUGGUGUUGCCCUCUACUCAUUUAUAAAGGCUAAGAUUGAGGAGAAAAAGCAAAUAAAGAGUGCAUAAGGUGUUGGCUGAUGUGGAUGCGGUUGGUUUGUCGCUUUGAUGGACCUCUAUUCUCUCGGUGAACGAACAAACUUGCAAGAUGGAUAAAAUCUUGCUAUCUCCUAGUACAUUUGAUUGUUAUUCCCAGUCUGGUACUGAGGUGUGCGGUUGUUGUUGGCUAACUUGUUUAUUUGAAGCAAAUUUGAGCAAUGCUCAGUGGCAUGGAAUUUCCAUUUCUGUUUUCCUUCGCUCAUUUAUUCUGACUUGACAUGGUGCUAUUGUAAUCUUAAGCAGUAGUGUCUCUAGAAUGUUUUCCCCAAGGAGAUUUCAGUACCAAAUUUGAACAAUCCUCAAACUAGAAAUUUUGAUUUCCAUGCACCCCACUCAGCAAUUCUGACAUACAAUGGUGUUCAUGUAAUCUUAAGCAGUAGUGUCUCCUGAUCUUUCCAAGGAGAUUUUCAGUAUCGUUGAUAGUACAUUACGAUAAAAAGCAAAAUGCAGUGAGAGCAAUGUUGCCAAUCGUGUGAUAUAACCUAUUUGUACUAAGGUAUCAUUGUUGACAGGAGCAAAUUAAUUGUACCAGGUUGCAAACAUGUAGCAUGCAGUUUAAAUGUUACACUUAUGACAUGGGUCACAUGUGUAGAUAGACAGGCUAAGGUGGAAUUU
Molecule: messenger RNA, 1875 nt
Organism: Zea mays
Lineage: Eukaryota; Viridiplantae; Streptophyta; Magnoliopsida; Poales; Poaceae
Product: triose phosphate/phosphate translocator
Exons: 12
Coding region: 31-1230 (399 amino acids)
Biological process (GO): transmembrane transport
Cellular component (GO): membrane
Molecular function (GO): transmembrane transporter activity
Source: RefSeq, marked provisional